Messenger RNA from Amphibalanus amphitrite, 3592 nucleotides. RefSeq lists its product as uncharacterized. The transcript is spliced from 2 exons. NCBI's taxonomy places the organism in Eukaryota, Metazoa, Arthropoda, Thecostraca, Balanomorpha, Balanidae. The record is from RefSeq and is a predicted model, not a curated record. The coding region runs from base 567 to 2537 and encodes 656 amino acids.
AAAUUCGUUCCUACCCCAUCCUCCACCUCCCUCUGUACCUACUUACUGCCCAGCCCCCUCGCCCACUUACAAUAUCCUUAUAUGGUCCUCACUCCUCACCUGCGACGCCUGUCCUUGCCCGCUUCUGAUUGGUGCUAUGAUAUGACGUACAUUUGUAUGUCUGACGUGUAUAUGUGACGUAUGUGUGUGUGUGUCGUGAACUCGGCCGGUGCCGCGCGGUGUGGCACUUCGGUCUUUGAGUCACAGCCGUGCACUUCUGUCUUUAUUGCUCGGCGGGCCGGUCUGUCUUCGGCCCUUGGCAAAGUCAAUUUGUUUGUUAUCUUUGGUUUCUGUGGCCGUGAAUUGAAUACAGGCCCAACUUUGUAUUUACCUUCUGUUUAUUAUUGGAAUCGCGUGGUUGAACGGCAAGAACAACUACGGUCCUACAAAUCUAGACUAUCACAAACAAGAAUUUGCUUAUUAACACUUGUAUUCUGUUACAAAUGGUGCCGUGACCCGGAUCAGAUAAAAACCUCAAGAAUUGAAAUUGGUUCCGCAAGAAAUUGUUCUACAAGUCUACGAACAAGAUGUGGGCAAGACCGUUCUUCCUGACAUUCCUGUUCUAUCUGACAUCUCCGACAACGGCCAACGUUCUCUUCCUGCCCCGAGGCCAUCUCUACGCUUCAUACGACCACUGGACUCUUCACAUCCCCAUCGAAACCAGGACAUCAUGGACGUUUGUAUUGAAGCUGGAGCAUCAUGUGAAGCUCUUUAAAAGUAAAGUCAGUAGUAUAUUUGCAGAGCACCGCCAACAAUUGCGAAGUGACCAGGCAUCUCAGCUUUUUACUAAGUUCAAUCAGGAUGUAAGCGUUCUCGAUCAUGAAAUGAAUCUGACUAAAAGUAUCUUGAGACAUUUACAAGUCCCGCAUCCGCACCGUCCGAACCGAAACCGCCGCUCUGUUUUGCCUUUUAUCGGUGAUGCUCUCUCUUCCCUGUUCGGUACAGCUACAGAUGACGAAAUCCAGGAAGUAAUAUCUCGCAUGAACGAAUUGAGUGCUUCACAAAAUGACAUUUUGAAUGUUUUUGACAAUACUGUGACGGUUGUGAACCAGACCCUAGUAGAAAUAGACACGGACCGACAGACGAUUAAUCGACUGGCAAACGUGACGAACUACCUAACGAAUGAAAUUUACUCAUUGAGGCGCAUGGUUGAAGAUAACUUGUCCUCCGUUUCAGAACUCGAUUCGAUGUUGGACAUCAUGUUCGCUGACUUACUUAACGCCAUCCAGGACUUCCGGAGGAGCGUCAUUAACAUGGAAAUUAUUUUCAGCUUCGUGGAAAACGGUAUCGUGCCACGAUCAUUCCUUCCGCCCGCUCGUUUCACAGUCAUUCUUGAGGAAAUUCAGAAAAUGCUGCCUCACAAACUUGCUUUACCGUUCGCUCCAACUGAAACCGAUAGAUAUUAUUCUGCUAUUUAUACCCAAACGCGGAGAACCGCAAACGGACUGUCAGUUCUGAUUAAUAUUCCCCUCAUGUCUGUCACGGAUCACUUUAAGGUGUUUCAAGUAUUUAACGUUCCAGUACCGAAACUCUUGAAGGAUCAAACGUUCAUGGCUAACUAUAAGAUCGAAAAGGUUAAUUUCGUAGCUCUGUCCGAGGAUUCCCACAGAUUCGCUUUUAUUGACGAUGACGACAUGCAUGUAUACCUGAGACGACGACUACCGUUCUGUCCCCUGCGCCGACCGAUUAUGAACACUAUGACAUCAAGUAUGUGUAUCCCAGCUUUACUGACGAACCGUACUAAGGACAUUAAACAAUUUUGUGACAAGGUUAUUUCCGUCAACGUAAAUACCGACCCGACUGCAGAAUACUUUGGCAAUGGAUACUGGGUCGUAGUUAGUGCAACCAUUCCGAUCAGUUUUGACAUUUCAUGUAAAGACAAAUCUAUCAUCAACUCUAGUGAAACUUUGAGACUCGAUGACCAUCUAUCGCUUGUGAAACUGGAUUUCGGUUGUACUGCUCUGAACAAGUACUUUCGCCUCCCUACCCAUUUCCGUACCGAUUCAUACUUGGACCCCGUCCAGAUCCAACACGUCAACAUGUCUCUCGCUUUGAACGAUGUUUGGUCAAAUGUACUUGUUGAUCUUUCGGAAACUAAUGUUUCACUCCCCGAAGCCGUAAACUUCAUUCCCCCACUUCAGGACAAAAGUGUCCAUUUGUCUAACUUGAAGAAACAUAUUCAACAGAUUCGAGUACGCAAUGCUCAGCAUAAUAAAACUGUCGUUAUCCCCGCCAUCUCGGUCACAACGUGUAUUGUGGUUGCGUUAGUGCUAUUAACUGUUCUAUACGUCCGAUGUCAUGUGUUUAAACCCAUUAUGAUCCGACCCCAGCAAGUAUCCGCUCAAAAUCCUGCCCCUGACAGUGUUAUUGUUGAAGAAACGUCAAGUGUAGCUCCAAAUAUCAAGCCCCGGGAAAAACUCACGGACCCAAGUCCCUCGUGCUUACAAUGGUUAAAACCGUCUCCGACCCUCGCUUCUCAGAAAUCCGCAGAUGCCUGAUGCAAAUAUUUUCCAGAGGAGUUCUUUCUCCGCAGCAGAGGUACCAGUAGCGGCGCUCCCACACUCGGUCGAGCCGCCGCCGGUGCUAGUCAGCGCCACUGAGAUCGGGCCGCCCCGCAUCGGACACCCAACGUCCGGGCGCCCCGAUAAAACUACGCUGACGCGUGGUCUGGUCAGCCCGACACCGGACGGACGACCCACAACAAGACGCGAGACGUGAGAACGUCAAUGUGUCAAUAUCUGACACAUCAUCUGGCGACAGCGUGUCGACAUCUGACACAUGAUCUGGUGUCAAUGGACAAUGGACUGACAAACACGUGUCAGACAGCAGCGUCAAAGGUGACCUAAACCCUCUGAACUCUCUGAACUCCCUGAACUGAUGUGCCCGCAGCGGAAUCUUACCAGUGAUUGCGAAGCGAGAACCGAAUCGAUGAGCACGAGUGGGACAGCAGACUAUGUUUCGUAAACGGACAAUGAAGAAGACUCUAUAGACUUAUAACUACGAGGACUGCAACGAUCGGAAAAACGGGAAAUUGUGUGUUGAGGUGCUGUGUAUAUUGUUGUAUUAGGUGUUGUUUGUGCUGUGUCGUGUGUUGUGUACGUUAUAUCAUGCAUCAUAUUAGGAGAAUCCCAAGCCGAAAAUUUUGGUCAAAAUUUCAGCUUUAAGGACCUCGCGUUGUGUUGUAACGAAAUUCGUUCCUACCCCGUCCUCCACCUCCCUCUGUACCUACUUACUGCCCAGCCCCCUCGCCCACUUACAAUAUCCUUAUAUGGUCCUCACUCCUCACCUGCGACGCCUGUCCUUGCCCGCUUCUGAUUGGUGCUAUGAUAUGACGUACAUUUGUAUGUCUGACGUGUAUAUGUGACGUAUGUGUGUGUGUGUCGUGAACUCGGCCGGUGCCGCGCGGUGUGGCACUUCGGUCUUUGAGUCACAGCCGUGCACUUCUGUCUUUAUUGCUCGGCGGGCCGGUCUGUCUUCGGCCCUUGGCAAAGUCAAAUUUGUUUGUUAUCUUUGGUUUCUGUGGCCGUGAAUUGAAUACAGGCCCAACUUUGUA